GCAUCGUAUAUAUAAACGUAAGUCGUAACGUUGCUGUCGCAGAUAUAUUCACCCCGGGACCGGAGGGAGGGACCGGGAGCUGGCUAGCUAGCUUGUGGCGAGCUUGUGCGGGCGGCGGCAAUGGCGGAUGUGGAGGAGGAGGAGCUGGACCCGGCGGUGGAGUGGAGGCAGGCGGGGGAGGAGGAGGACGUGGUGGAGGUGGCGCUGCCGGGGUUCAGGAAGGACCACGUCCGCGUCCAGGUCGACAACUACGGCGUCCUCCGCAUCACCGGCGCGAGGCCGGCCGGCGGAGGCGGUAAGAAGAAGUGGGUGCGGUUCACCAAGGACCUCCGCCUCCCCGCCAACUGCGACGCCGAUGGCGUCACGGCCAGGUUCCAGGACGGGAAGCUCAUCAUCCGCCUCCCCAUCGUCGCCAUCGUCCCCGGCUCCGGCGAAUCCGCCAACACCUCUGCUGAGCCGCCGCCGCCGUCCAUGGCGCCGCCCACGCGGCCGCCUGUGACGACGAAGCAGAGCUUCUUCGAGCCGCCGCUGGCUCCUCCAGCAGCGCCGCCAUUGCCGCCGCCGAAGCGCGCUGCUUCCGAGCAGAAUCUCUGGACGCCAUGGAAACCGGCACCCGCGCCGCCAUUGCCGCCGCCGCCCGCUCCUGCGCCUCCGGCGCAAAUGCCCGCUGCCUUGGAGCAAAAUCUCCGGCCGCCAUGGAAACCUGCAGCACCUCCGGUACCGUCAUUUGCCCCACCGCCGCCGCCGCCGCCGCUACCUCCGGCGCCAAAGCGCACAGCUUCGGUGAGAAACCACCUGCCACCGCCGUCGCCGCCAUGGGAACCACCUUCGUCACUGCCACCUCUGGCGCCCAAGCGCACUGCUUCCGACCGAAAUCCCCUGCCGCCGCAAUGGAAACCGCCGCCACCUCCGGCGCCAAAGGCUUUCGAGCGAAAUACUCUGCCACCGCCAUCACCGCCAUGGAAACCACCACCGUCACUGCCGCCUCCGGCGCCGAAGCCGUCUGCUUUCGAGCGAAAUCCUCUGCCACCGCCAGCACCACCGCCAGCACCACCGAAGCGCACAGCUUCCGAGCGAAAUCCCCUGCCAUGGAAACAACCGCCGCCUCCUCCUCCUCCUCCGCCGCCGCCGAAGCGCACUGCUUCAGUGCGAACUCCCCUGCCGCCGCCGUCCCCGCCAUGGAAACCGCCGCCGCCACUGCCACCACCUCCGUCCACGUUCUUCGACCCAAAGCGAUGGCGGCUGCCUCCACACUCAGAUCAAGCUCCACCCGACGAGCCGAAGCCACCACCGGCUCCGGCGACCGUUCUCGGCCCACAGAAAGCCGAGCCUUCGUCACUGCCACCUCCGGCGCCGAAGCCCACUGCUCUCGAGCGAAAUCCUCUGCCGUCGCCGUCGCCGCCAUGGAAACCGGCACCACCACUGCCACCUCCUCCGUCCAAGUUCUUCGACCCAAAGCGCUGGACGCUGCCGCCGCACUCAGAUCAAGCUCCAACGACUACUGCUCCCCGCUCCACAAAUCAAGCCACCGUCGACGAGCCGAAGCCAUCGCCGGCAACCGUUCCUGGCCCAAAGAACGCCGAGCCGCCAUUGCCGCCUGGGGAGCAGAUCACAUCCGCCACAUUCCCUGAGGAGCCGCCGGCCAAGACACCUCCGCCGUCAGAGAGAAGGAUUGAUUCGCCGUCGUCGUUGCCGCCGACCCUUCCGCCACCGCGUCGCCUGCCUGACGCGAAGGAGAAGACGAAGCCGCAGAUGCAGGAGGAAGCCGGCGGCAAGGCGAGGCUGCCGUUGCUGGAGGAGAUGAAGAGGAAAGAGGAGAAGAGACUGAAAGAGGCUUCGGCUGCGGCGCCGAGAGCGGAGGAUGAGAAGAGGGGAGUGCCGACGACGACGAGCAAGACGAAGAUGCCGAUGCCGGCGGCGGCAACUGCCGAGCAUUCGGCGACGGAGCUGGUGGUGAACAUGGCGGCGGCGGUGGCGGUGCUCGUCGGGAUCGCCUUGUCGGUGUGGCACGCCAUGAGCAGCAGCUAAGCUAAAAGCAAGCAGCAGUAGCAAAGAGCGAACGAGUGCUCGACUUGCGGAAAUGUGCUUGUAAUUAUGUAUUGCGAAAUUUGAAAUUAAAACUGCGAAUAACAAAUUUGCGUCCAUAUCUACAGUUCAAAUAA
Brachypodium distachyon (stiff brome) is the source of this 2162-nucleotide messenger RNA. Its product is annotated as vegetative cell wall protein gp1. The transcript has a single exon. The record is from RefSeq and is a predicted model, not a curated record. The coding region runs from base 121 to 2028 and encodes 635 amino acids. NCBI's taxonomy places the organism in Eukaryota, Viridiplantae, Streptophyta, Magnoliopsida, Poales, Poaceae.